Molecule: messenger RNA, 888 nt
Organism: Klebsormidium nitens
Lineage: Eukaryota; Viridiplantae; Streptophyta; Klebsormidiophyceae; Klebsormidiales; Klebsormidiaceae
Source: the annotation of a GenBank genome assembly
AUGACGAACAAAUACGGACACUUCAGCGAGGAGUACAUAACACUAGGAGAUGAGAAUCACCAGAAGCACGAGCCAGAUCCACGCAUCUCAGGCAAGAACUUCUCCACCACAAUCACAAGGUCGGGCAAGCUUGCAGAUGCGACCUUCGACAAAAUCAAACCGCUCUGUGAGACGGUCCCAUACGAAGACCUGUCCAAGAGCCGACGAGAGCGGCUUGCUGCGUCGCAAAAGCUGAACCUCAGCGAGAAGCCGUUCAAGCGGAAUAGCGGGCGCAAAACCGGGGUGGGGACAAGUUCCUGGGAUGGAUGCUUCGGACCAAAGUUGGCGUACGAACCAGAACAGCCGACGGUGAAGAAGGGAGCGGGCGCCGUCAAGACGGCCCCCCGGAACUUCUUCACGUCACCGCCCAAGAAGGGAACGUUCGGUUGCAUCGGCGUGACUCUGAGCGAGCGUGCCAAAGUGGGGGGGGUGGUCGGGGAAUAUGCUUAUGUACCGAACGAAUAUGUCGAUAGGGGGUCAUUGAAAAAGAAGCCCGGCGAAGCGGAAGCACCGGAUCUGAAGCCCUUCUACCCGGCCAGGGUGGGCAAGUGGAAGGGUGCCGCGUACCCGAAGUCGGUUAUGGGCAACGAAUACGAACACAUAGAGCUCGGUCCGGCCCCAGUGACGAAAGCAGAGACCGGCCUCGCACCGUUCAAGCCGGCGAAGUCGUCAAAGGACCCGCUGGGAAAGUAUCCGGAAUACCUUCCCGACCCCGAAACCGAAAAGUGGAACAAGCAGCGCGAAGAAAGGCUGAAGAGUAAGGAACUGAUGACGAAGCCGUUCAUCCCAAGCCGGGGUCCGAAAACGAAGGCAACUGCCUCCAUUCUGCGGAUGAAUGUUGUAGGGUAG